Messenger RNA from Pogona vitticeps (central bearded dragon), 2357 nucleotides. RefSeq names its product renin binding protein (gene RENBP). The record is from RefSeq and is a predicted model, not a curated record. Gene Ontology annotation, biological process: carbohydrate metabolic process. Lineage: Eukaryota; Metazoa; Chordata; Lepidosauria; Squamata; Agamidae. Gene Ontology annotation, molecular function: isomerase activity.
GAGAGAUUGGCAAAUCAGGGUCUUUUCCUCUCCACGUGGGAGGAUGGGCUGGACUAGUAUCAGGUGACUGGGCCAAAUCAUAUGACCACCCGUGCCUUCAUUAGCCCUGAAACUUGGGCUAGAUUGUGCAAAACGGAGGGAAGAAGGGAAACGUUUGUGGGCGUAGGUCUUUCCGCUCCCCUCCCGCCAGCACAAAGCAAUCCUCGCUGAGCUUGCAAUCCCCUGGCGCACGAAUGCUGGUUUCCCAGGCAUAUUAUUAAUGAUCCAGGCUGCUAUCUGUGGGGCUUGGUCCCUCCCCUGCUCGCGGGCUCCUAUCCCGGAGAGGGCUGACACAGCGUUCACGAAGCUUUCUCCACCCCCCCAUUCCCAUGAUCACAUCUUAGUCUGUUUGUGCCGGAGAAACAGCAAGGAUGGAUUUCCAAGUACUGCGGGAUUGGCAUGAAAAGUUUUCCCAAGAGCUGGACACGGUGAUGGAAUUCUGGCUACGGCAUUCCCACGACGAAGAAUAUGGGGGAUUCUUUACAUGUCUAGGCCAGGAUGGGAAAAUUUAUGAUGACCUGAAAUAUGUCUGGUUGCAAGGGCGUCAGGUAUGGACGUACAGUCGAUUGUAUCGAAAAGUGCCAAGGUUCAGGCGGCCUGAACUUCUCCAGGCAGCUCAAGCAGGUGGGGAGUUCCUGCUGCAACAUGCGCGAGUGGCCCCCCCUUCCCAGAAGUGUGCCUUUGUUUUGACUCGUGACGGACGCCCUGUGAAAAUCCAGCGCACCAUUUUCAGUGAGUGCUUCUAUGUCCUUGGGCUCGAUGAGCUUGGACGAGCAACAGGAGAAACCCGCUACCAGAAAGAGGCCCUGACCAUGAUGGAAGCCAUUGUGCGCUGGGUGAGGGAGGACCCCACUGAACUGGGUCGUCCACAGUUGGCGGGCACGAUCCCACAUGACUCGAUGGCUGUUCCUAUGAUGCUCCUGAACCUGGUGGACCAGCUGUCAGAAGGAGACGCAGAGGCUGCAGCCCGAUUCAGCGAGCUGGGGAGCUGGUCUGCCCAGCAAAUACUCAUGCAUGUUCAGAGAAAUGGUACUGCUGUUUUGGAGAAUGUCUCCGAGGAUGGCAAAGAGCUGCCAGGAUGUCUUGGAAGACAGCAGAACCCUGGUCAUGCCCUUGAAGCAGGCUGGUUCCUGCUCCGCUAUGCCCAGCGCCAGCAUGACCCAGCCCUUCUGUCUCAGACGGUGGAGACGUUUGUGAAGCAGCCGUUCUAUUCAGGCUGGGACCCUGAACAUGGGGGACUCUUUGCAUUCCAGGAUGUGGACAGGUUCUGCCCCACACAGCUAGAGUGCAAAAUGAAGCUUUGGUGGCCCCACACAGAGGCCAUGAUCGCCUUCUUGAUGGCUUUUGCAGACACUCAAGACCAAGAACUCCUAGAGCUAUUUGACCAAGUGGCUAAGUACAGUUUUGGCAAGUUCCGUGACCCAGACACAGGCGAGUGGUUUGGCUAUCUGACCCAGGAAGGCAAGGUGGCUCUCACAAUCAAAGGAGGACCAUUUAAAGGUUGUUUCCAUGUCCCUCGUGCUCUUUAUAUGUGUGAGGAAAUUCUAGAGUCACUCAUAAAGAAGAUUGAAACUACUGGAGAGUCAUAAAAUAAUUGAGUUGGAAGGGGCCAUCAAGUCCAACCCCCUGCUGAAGAAAUGGAAUGAAAUAUGGAUCUUAGCUCCUACCUUGCUUUUUUUCUGCUUCCACUCCAGAUACACUCCUGUCCAAUCAUGAUUGUUAAAAAUUAUGUGCUGCCAAGUUGAUUCUGACUUAUAGCAAUCCUUUCCAGCGUUUUUCUUGGUAUAAAGGUUUCCCCUCCUUCUGGAGAUGUCAGAGGACUCAGCUUACCUAGGGCCACAUAUGUGGCAAGGCAAAUAACCUCCUCAGCCACACAUGCUCUGGCUGAUCUUAGGGAUCCAUCUCCCUGGAGGCCAAGUGGGGGUUCAAACUUCUGGCUCCUGGCUUUACAGCCAGAGGCUCCAGCCUACGGAGUUGUAUCAGAUACUCCAAUCAGAGUGGAAAGUUUCUCAUGCCAGAUUCCAACAAGAGUCACCCAGUAAUCCUGAUCAGAGUUGAUUUGGCACAGCCAUUGUGGUCAAACCUACUGCAUUACUAUGAGGUCCUGGCUGAGCACAUCCUAUUUCACAGCUUAUAGAAAGCAGCCAGACAGAUGAAACCAUUUGGGGUGUGUGUGUGUGUGGAAGAGUUUUCUUCCUUGCCCCUGUUCUGUCCCUCGUAGUUGUUUGCUGACUAGGUGAUGUUUUGGCACCUGCACUGGAUCUGAGCAUUAGAGAAAAAAUAAGCAUAGUAAAUUCUGAAUGAAAAACCCAAUAAUU